AUGAGGUCCAAGGACGAUCUGCCGAACACAGAGGUGCUCAUCGGAAAAAUUAUGGACGAAAAUAAAAGUCGCGCCGUCAAUACGGCGGUCGAUAACAAUGCUCUCUACGCUGGAAACCGGCAGAGCAGUAAUCAACGUCGUAAUAACCCGAAGCAGAAAAAGAGCUACCCAUGUUAUAUAUGUGGUAGCCUUGAACAUUGGGCAUCAAAAUGCCCGCAACGUCCAAAAGGCACAGUGAAAAAUGUCAGCGCAAAUUUUGAAAAUUUAUACGUAGAAGUGGCAUCGACAGAAGAGGUUAACAACGUGACAUCCACAUCGAGAUGGUGCUUGGACAGCGGCUGCACGACGCACAUGUGUGCGAACGAGGAGAUGAUGGAAGAUCUUCAGAAGUGUACAGCAACGCUGAACAUGGCCAACACCGCAUUGACGACAGCGAAGGCAAAAGGGACAGCAUCACGAAACGUCGAACAGAUGGAUCUUGAAUAUAUGCAUCCAGAAGAAGACACUGAGCCAAGGAGAGAGACCAGGAACGAGAGAGUCCACCAAGAGCCCGAGAUGGGACCACCGAAACGUGCGCCGGGAAGACCCGCAAAACAAAAGUCAGGGAAACUCGGAAGACCGAAAAAGCUGUACCGAUACGUAAGCAUGUCGAGUGUUGCUUCAAGCAAUGCAUCCAGUCACGAAGGGGACGUAGAUGAACCAAUGGAGCAAGAAGCAGAUGGACCCGACGACGUAUUUUACCAGGCAAGCGAGGAAAAUCGAGGCGAGAAAAGACCGCUCGAUACAUCACUAGUGCAAAUCGACAAGCGAGCACGCAGUGAAAUGGGUGGAAGUGGAGCUGGAACAUUGACGAACGACGUCGAAGACCUGGAAGACGAAGAUGAACCGAUAGAGCGUCAAUCUCACGUAAGGGGAGGGGGGGGUCCAGACAAAUCUCACUAA
Molecule: messenger RNA, 942 nt
Organism: Cotesia congregata
Lineage: Eukaryota; Metazoa; Arthropoda; Insecta; Hymenoptera; Braconidae
Source: the annotation of a GenBank genome assembly